GAAUCAAAUGAUUUUUUCGAUCGGGCACCUUGAUGGGCAGCUAAGAGGUUCAAGGAUGACGUGUUGACUGUUAAUUAAGCAGCAGAUGAGCAUCAAUCUCCAUCAAAGACUGCCCAUCUUAGCGAUAAAGGUGAUACAGAAGCAGCUGGAAGGUGAAGACUGGAAGAACACUGCCACUCAGUGGUGGAUCAUCUCUGCCUCCUUUUGCUCCACACAUCCUCGGAGUGUUCACGCUGCCAGGGCCAAACAAGUUGACACUUUUAGCGAAGCAACAAUUAGUCGGUGGGAUUCGUCAGUGACAAAAUUCAAUGGCGGAGACGCCGCAGGUGAGAAAGACGAGCGGAGAUGAGCGCCAGGAGGAGGCCGGGCAGCAGGCAGCUGAAGACCGGAAAAGUCGCUCGGAGGUCGGCCACGAGUCGGAAGAACCACCGCUGACUCUGCCGCUGGAUCAUUUUAAAAGCAGCAAGUUCUUCGUGCUGAGGCCUGGCACGCUGCACGAAGCCAUCAAAGAGGUGAAGUCUCUGGUGGAUACGCAAGUCGACGGCAACGUUCUCAGCAUUUGGCUGCUGGCAGAGGUGGAUCACUGGAAUAACGAGAGAGAACGUCUCGCGAUCAUUACUGACAACUUCCUGCUGCUCUUCAAGUACGACUUCGUCAUGUUCCGGUGUGAGCAGAUCCAAAAGAUUCCACUCAACUUUGUGGACCGGCUCUGCUACGGCACCUUCACCUUCCCGAUGACAAACCUGCUUCAGCGUGACGGCGAGGGCUUGCGUGUCUUCUGGGACCGACUGAGGGAGCCGUCCUUCACCUCCUGGUGGAACCCCUUUGCCAACGACCUGCCCUACGUCACCUUCACGUCCCACCCUGUGAGGCACCUCAGCGAGGCCUUCUCUUCCAUCUGCAAUAUUCAGAACUUCCGUGAGGAGCUCAAAGGAGCGGCGCAGAAAGCCCACAAGGUGAAGCCGGUCCCCGGGAAGGCCAAUGGCGUUCUGGUCCUGAACCAGUCCAUCCACAUCCAAGCUUACGUGGGCCUCAUGUCUUUCUUGGGGAACACCAACAAGCUGGGUUACUGCUUUGCUAGAGGAAACCUUGGCUUUUAGGGAAUCUUUCACAUGAGCAUGGUCUCGCUUGGUGCUGUGAGCUCACUAACCCAAUUUAGAUGUUGAUUAACCCUUGGCUAUUUUCCAAUGCUCCAAGAAUCAAGCCAUGACAUCUUGGAUGCGCUGCAAGCCUCUAAUAAUGUGCCGUAUUCUCUUCAGCGUGACACUUGACUCAUCUUCCUGCUUCUAUGAUAAUCCCUCGCUCUCACAACACCACGCUUGUCUUCCUCCCUCGGUGUUUCUGUUCAAAGCUGCUUGGCGCCCCACGCAGCCCCUAAGAGAUGCACGUUUGUUACUGUUUGUAUAGUUGGUUGUGUUUAUUUUUACACAACUCAUGCACUGGAGACGGCGCUAUCUGUGGCGCAAACUUUAUGCUUUUAGGUUGGCUCCUGUCUGCUUUUUUGCAUUUAUUAAACGAUCAUUCACGCGUUCAUUUCAUCUGGUAUUGACUGUUGCAAUUCUCUCUUCACUCUUUUCAACAAGUCAAAGCUAAAGAGACUUAAGACGGUACAAAAUGCAGCUGCCAGACUUUAGUCCGGUGCACCCAGAACAGCCCAUAUCACCCCCAUUUGAUCCAGUCUUCAUUGGCUUCCAGUCAAAUUCAGUUUAAGAUUUUAGUCCUGACGUUCUGUGCGUUGCAUGGCGGGGUCCCUUGGUACAUCACUGUGCCGAGGGAAAUUAUGCAACUUCACCUAUAUGGUCCAAAAAAUAUAUUAUUUGCAAAUCAAUAAUUAUAAUCUGCCGUUGUCUGUUGUCUGUGCUGUAUAGAGCUCGGCAGGGUAACCAUGUAGAACUCCAUACCAGUAGGUGGCAGCAGGUAGUCCGUUGCUUUGUAGAAGCAGUGUUUCCCAUAAACUGCCAAGAUACCUGUGGCGGUGGGGGCGUGACUAUGGGCGUGGUCACCAUGACAUAAUCGAGUAAUUUGCAUUAUUUACUACAAUGAUAUGAUUUUCUCUAAAAAGGCUCAAAAAAUGUAUACUUACUAAUUAAUAACAGUUUUGUUUUAAACGUCCAUCCAUCCAUCCAUUUUACAAUAUAAUUACAACACUUUAUGUACAUAUUUAUAUACAGAUUUGAACAAUAAGUUAUUCACUGAAAUAUAUUUAAUAAUUGUGGUUCUUACAAAAAAUAUAUCUUAUAAAAUAUAAAAGCUAAAAUGUCUCUUAAAGCUCUGCCCCUUUAAUUAGUGCAUACUAAAUAAUUUAACUUUAGCCUACUACUACAACCAUAUUAUUUACCAGCAACAUAAAGUGAAACAGAGGCAGAGGUGUCCUGCCACAGUCAGUAACAAAUAAACAGAAAACAGUAG
Entelurus aequoreus (snake pipefish) is the source of this 2409-nucleotide messenger RNA. Its product is annotated as tumor protein p63-regulated gene 1-like protein. The coding region runs from base 309 to 1100 and encodes 263 amino acids. Lineage: Eukaryota; Metazoa; Chordata; Actinopteri; Syngnathiformes; Syngnathidae. The transcript is spliced from 7 exons. The record is from RefSeq and is a predicted model, not a curated record. Gene Ontology annotation, cellular component: cytoplasm.